AUGAACCCGCAAUGUUCUAAAUGUAAAGCAGCAAUUAGGAAAUAUAACUAUUCAGUAAAAGAGAUAGAAAGAAUGCGAAACGACUAUGCAGAUUUAAAGAAAGAAGCAGAGAAGCCGGUAGAAGAUAAAAUGAACAUGUUAGAAUUUCUGAACAAAAACUAUCCAACUGCUGACGAUUUCCUUCUAUCUGAUGUCAAGAAGAAGUAUAAAGAAACUUUCGGCAUUGUUAAAACAUUCGAUGUACUAAAAGAAGAAAUAGAAGCUACAAAACUGUUUAGAGUCUCACGAAUUCAUAACGUUUACCAUGUGAAACGUUUAUAA
Messenger RNA from Trichomonas vaginalis G3, 321 nucleotides. RefSeq names its product organellar and viral DNA polymerase type B. Lineage: Eukaryota; Parabasalia; Trichomonadida; Trichomonadidae. The record is from RefSeq and is a predicted model, not a curated record. Bases 1 to 321 code for a protein of 106 amino acids. The transcript has a single exon.